GAAAUUGAGCGACUGUGGCAUUUUGCUUAGAGUUGACAUUCGCAAGAUUUUGGUUCAAGGUUCAACAUGACUGAAGAAACCUCGCAGCAAGCAAUGGGGGACAUACCCGAAGCAGAGAGAAGUGACGGUGAUCUGAGUGUCACUUGGUGAUUUUGUAGGGAAAGUUGACUUCGGAGUUAGUAACAAUACAUAUGAACUCAAGGAUCAUCAAAUAAGAUUGCACCUUUUGACCCAACCAAGAAGAAGAAAAAGAAGAAGGUUGUCAUUCAGCAUCAUUUGGUUGAUUCUUUGCAUAACUCAAUGGGGAGAGAAGUGAAUGAAAGUGGAAGAAAUGCGUUUCUUGGUUCAACAAAGAAGAAAAUAUCAGUAGGAACCAGUAAAUUGCUUGAUUACGAUUCUGAUGCUGCUGGAGACAUGUAUGAUAGUGGUGAGGCAGAUGAGGAAGAAGAUGCACUUGUUCAACAAUCUAGGUACCCUUUGGAAAGAAGUGAACGUGUUUACGAGUAUAAAGAGCUUCUACAAAGAGUGUUUAGUCUUCUGCUUGAAAAUAAUCCUCAGCGUGCUGAAGAUAAGCGAAGAUCAGUUUUGAGGCCACCUCAAAUUCUCCCAGAAGGUACCACACGGACAGUCUUGGUGAAUAUCAUGGAUCUAUGUAAAACGAUGCAUAGGCAGCCAGAGCAACUGAUAAAUUUUCUGCUAAUCGGACUGGGCACUAGUGGAACAUUAGAUGACGAGAACAAAUUGAUACUUAGGGGAAGAUUUGCUCCUAAAAGUUUAGAGAAUUUAUUGCAAGAAUAUAUCAAUGAAAAUGUCCUUUGUAAUAUUUGUAGAACUCCAGACACAAUUCUUUCAAAAGAAAACAACAUCGUCCUCCUCCAGUGUGAGCUGUGUGGUUCUGAACGACCUGUGGCUCCCAUUGGAGCUGUUUAUGGUACUCGUAUAGCGCGUAGGAAGACUGGGACAUAAACUGCAGUUAUUAUUUUCUGCCUUUUGUGACAGUUACAACUUACAACACAAGAUAGGACUACUUUUUCUGUUCACCUGAAGCUUCGUCUCAACAGUCAUCCCCCUUGAAGUUGGAUCACACAGGUUUGGGAUUAAGAAGUCUUAAGCAUAUUUAUCCAGCAAGGCCUCGACAUGAGCACCUUUAACAGCAAUCCAUGGCCGAUAAGCAACAUAUAUACUUCAGUUUUCUUGCCAGUUCCAAUACAGAGUCCACAACGCAUUCCAGAGGCUAUUUUGCUUCUAUUUAAUGUUUUUUUUUUGCUCAUUUGGAUUACUUUAAAUGAACAUUAAAAUAAUACACACCUUGUUCGACACUCGUCUGGAAUAAUACCAAAUGCACACCUUGUUCUAGGUGCGCUUGGUGCAUAAUAAGUAGAAAAAAUUAAUUUAAAUAA
Molecule: messenger RNA, 1400 nt
Organism: Spinacia oleracea (spinach)
Lineage: Eukaryota; Viridiplantae; Streptophyta; Magnoliopsida; Caryophyllales; Amaranthaceae
Product: eukaryotic translation initiation factor 2 subunit beta
Exons: 11
Coding region: 301-966 (221 amino acids)
Biological process (GO): translational initiation; formation of translation preinitiation complex
Cellular component (GO): eukaryotic translation initiation factor 2 complex
Molecular function (GO): mRNA binding; translation initiation factor binding; translation initiation factor activity
Source: RefSeq, a predicted model, not a curated record